Molecule: messenger RNA, 513 nt
Organism: Lasiosphaeria miniovina
Lineage: Eukaryota; Fungi; Ascomycota; Sordariomycetes; Sordariales; Lasiosphaeriaceae
Exons: 1
Coding region: 1-513 (170 amino acids)
Molecular function (GO): acyltransferase activity, transferring groups other than amino-acyl groups
Source: RefSeq, a predicted model, not a curated record
AUGGCUGCGACUUGGCGUAACAUGUCGGCUGGUGACAUGCAAGGCCUCAUGCGCGUCGCCGACGAGGUGCACCCUGGCCUCCCUGAGAGCGAACGCGUCUUCGCUGAGCGCGUGCGGCUUUUCCCAGAAGGCUGCCUCGCGCUUGCCGACGGCGAUAAUAACAUCCGCGGCUACGCCAUCUCACAUCCCAUCCGCCGGCGAAACCCUCCAGCACUAGAUAGCAUGCUGGGAGACAUUGCCCCCGACGCGGACCAGUACUACAUCCACGACCUUGCCAUUCUCCCUGGCUCCCGCGGUCUCGGCCUGGCAGCGGAGUGCAUGGCCACACUGCUGGCCGUGGGUGAGCGCUACCCGACCACAUGCCUCGUCUCUGUGUACGGCACUGUGCCGUUCUGGGGCCGCUUUGGCUUUGCGUCGGAGCCCGUCGAUGCCACUCUGCAAGAGAAGCUGCGCGCCUACGGAGACGAUGCCGUGUACCUCGUGCGUCAGAGUGGCCCAGCUGUCGACCGAUGA